UUGACAUAAGAGAAUCUCAUCCUAUAAAACUUCACACAUCUGUCCUGAUUAAGGCAGAGUAGUGUACAGAUACUUCUGAGCCUUCUCCAGUAUGUCCAAACAAUAUGCCAAGAAACAGGCCCUGGAGAAGAGCAGAAACAUAGUUUCCAGGGACAAAGACAAGUCCAACACUAACUUAUUUUCCAAGCACCUGAAGAGAAUUUACCCCAUAGGCCUGCAAAGAACUUGCUCCGCUCUUUCGCUAUCGUCUUUAUCUUUAUCGUUAUCGCAGAAUUCAACUGAUUCUUCGUUAACGGAUUCUUCGACCCCAAUUGAUCAGAAAAUAUCGUUAGCCCUCCGCCUGAUCGCUCCUGCUUAACGAAGAGAGGCCCCUCUCCCGAAAAUAGUCCAGCAACCUAGUCCGAAUGUUCCUAGUGAGGAAGGAACAAGGAGGUGCAACUGGAUUACAAAAAAUAGUGAUAAGGUUUAUGUACAGUUUCACGACGAGUGCUGGGGAGUUCCGGUUUAUGAUGACAAUCAGUUGUUUGAGCUGCUAGCAAUGUGUGGAAUGCUUAUGGAUUUCAACUGGACUGAAAUCCUGAAAAGAAGAGAACUGCUGAGAGAAGCUUUUGCUGGUUUUGAUCCCAACAACGUUAGCAAAAUGGGUGAGAAAGAGAUUCUUGACAUAGCCUCCAACAAAGAACUAACCUUAGCAGAAAGCAGAGUUAGAUGCAUUGUGGACAAUGCAAAGUGCAUAAUAAAGGUUGCAAGGGAAUGUGGAUCAUUCAGCAGCUACAUGUGGGAAUAUGUGAGCUACAAACCAGUGAUCAACAAAUUCCGAUAUCCAAGAAACGUUCCGUUGAGGAGUCCAAAGGCAGAGAUCAUAAGCAAGGACCUGGUGAGACGAGGGUUCCGGUUCGUGGGGCCCGUUAUCGUGUACUCGUUCAUGCAAGCAGCUGGGAUGACGAUCGAUCAUCUCGUCGAUUGUUUCAGAUAUAAUGAGUGCGUGAAUCUUGCAGAAAGACCAUGGAGACAUGUCUGAAUCUGGCAAUAUAACUUAUAUAUAAGUUACAUCAUUAUUAUUAUUCUUUUAACUUAAGUGUUUUAAGGAUUAUGUGGUGGGGGAUUGCAAGAAACUGUUAUUUGCCUAGGUAGAUAGUAACAUAUUUAAUUUAUGAGAUAUAAGUUCAACUGUUCAAGUGAUGUAUCUACUGAAAUGUUUAUGCAAUAAAUUGGACUAGGCUCACUUUUGCUCCAUCUUUGUACCAAACUGUCUGGCAACCUAUGUUGGCCCAAAUAGAGGGCAUAC
Messenger RNA from Sesamum indicum (sesame), 1288 nucleotides. The record is from RefSeq and is a predicted model, not a curated record. Lineage: Eukaryota; Viridiplantae; Streptophyta; Magnoliopsida; Lamiales; Pedaliaceae.